Molecule: messenger RNA, 1675 nt
Organism: Ixodes scapularis (black-legged tick)
Lineage: Eukaryota; Metazoa; Arthropoda; Arachnida; Ixodida; Ixodidae
Exons: 1
Coding region: 2-511 (169 amino acids)
Source: RefSeq, a predicted model, not a curated record
GAUGUGGCUGGGCGUGUGGCUGACUGGGCUGGCGUGUCUGCUGCUGCCACCGGCGACCAUAGGCCAGCGCGACCGUCGCGAGGUGCACAAGCGAGCUCAGCCUCCCAGCGGCGCCUCGUCAGGUCCCGGCGACGGGGCGCAUCGCGAAUCCGGGCCCUCACAGACACAGUUCUUGGACGUGCGCAAGCUUCUCCAGCUGGUCCUCUCGCAGUCCAACGAGGACGGUCACGCCAAAAGAGGCCAGCCCGAACUGAGUCAUCACAUGGAUGCUUCAAUGGCGGAGCUGGUGGCCGUGCAGACGCUCCAGGGUGACGUUGCCUGGAUUGAGGCCAGGUUCGUCAACGAGUCCCACAAGGCGGGCCACCGACAUCGGACACGACCUUACACGCUCGAGGAGCGGAUGGCGUUAAUCUUGCCCGUGGCCGCCUUCCUGCUGCCGUUCCUCGUCUGGAUCUCCUGCAUGCUGUCCUGCAUUCGUCGUUCGGCCGACGGGAAGGGGGGGUCUUACUGAGGCCCUCCGACGCCGCAGCCUCCUACAAUUCUUCUCGCAUCACGUGCGUUCCUGGGGUAUGGUCUUGAUGCGCCCCGGGACCUUGGCACCAAGGCACCCCUAUAUAGCCUCAUGCGGUUAACGUAAAUCUUGCAACUGGUGAAUACAUGCAUGCCUCUCAAGUGCGCUUACAAGCUCUUCUGCUCUUUUAACACUUGUUCUAAGCUUCAUUCUUUCUGUACUUCCCGUUACAAGGCGAAGAGACAUUUCGUGGGCUCUAGGCGGAGCCGAGUUUUAGUGAGGGCGUUAAGUACAAGACGCAGGCGAUGCUGGUGCUCCUCAAAAGUCGCGCCAUAUACACGAUGAUAUCAUCCAGGUAUAUCAAAGCCAUGGUCAACCUUAGAUGGCCAAGGACCCGAUUCAUUAGGCAUUAGGUAGUAAAUAGCUAGUGAAAAUUGAUAGUAACGGUCAGAAAAAGGUGGUAACUGCUGCCCUUACUAACUGUUGACUACCUAUGGAGCGUCUGAGGUCGUAAAUAGCUAGUAAAAAGCUAGUAACGGUCAUAAACAGGUACUAAAUGCUGCAAUAACUAACUUUUUGCUACAUUUUUUCUUCUUCUUCUAAUAGUGUACCGCUCGCUAGGCUAUGUAUGGAAGCUAGGCUUCCGUACAUAUGUGUGGAACCUAUCUUCCAUACAUAUUUGGAAGCCUAGCUCUUUAAGUUUAAGGACUGCUCAUUUCGGUACCACGUCGCCAUUUGCUUCCAAGGGUCUUAGCCACAUUCACAUCAUUGUAGAGCCGCCGCUUCGUACGAUUUCCGCCUACCAAGGCAAAGCGGCGCUCGCCUUCUCCAUUGGUCGUGUGCGCAUCCCCCGCCUAGGGGUCGGGGUCAAGCGCAGAACAAGCUCCCGUCGGCGGCAAGGUCGGCGCCGUCGCUUACGCUCGAUUUUUAUCCGGGCACGCUCGCUCGACUCGGGGGCAGCGGGGCACCGAGAAACGUGCCCGCCUGCCGUCCCAUCCGACUGCAGGCCCAUGAAUGAAAACGCUCGGGGAGGACGACGUCGACGAGUACGCCACCGAGAGCGAGUCCGUUACGCACGGCGCUCGGGCUUGCAACGCACGUAGGCGCACCGUCGCCGCAUCGUUUCAGAUCUGUCUUCCGCCUGCGAUAGCAGUUACGUGAAGA